AUGGGUGAAUAUUCAGAUAGUGAGCUCAGCUACACUCAGUCCGAAACAGAAUGGAAAAAGUCAAGCAUGUGUCAAUGGAGAGAAGAAGAUGACAAUGAAGGGAUUGCUCAUGGAGAUGAUCAAUGGACGGAAGAUGAUGAUUGUCUAGGAGAUUUUGAAGAUGAAUCAAUACCAGAGAUAGUUGAACCAAAGCCACUAGACCAUACACAUCACAUCUCAUGGAGUUACAUAUCUCAGACAUCAUUUCAAGCCAUAUACAAAACCCGAAGAAGGUUAUCUCUAGAUGAUGGCUAUGAAUACUUUGGACCCGAGUUCUUUAAAUUUCAGGUGGAAGAGCAGGCUAUCUAG
Arabis nemorensis is the source of this 348-nucleotide messenger RNA. The record is from the annotation of a GenBank genome assembly. Lineage: Eukaryota; Viridiplantae; Streptophyta; Magnoliopsida; Brassicales; Brassicaceae.